Messenger RNA from Mesocricetus auratus (golden hamster), 940 nucleotides. It is a transcript of the gene CUNH14orf119, whose product is annotated as chromosome unknown C14orf119 homolog. NCBI's taxonomy places the organism in Eukaryota, Metazoa, Chordata, Mammalia, Rodentia, Cricetidae. The record is from RefSeq and is a predicted model, not a curated record. The transcript is spliced from 2 exons. Bases 260 to 688 code for a protein of 142 amino acids.
ACUGCCAUAGUCUACCCCUCUAUUACUGCUCAGAAUUCCCCGGGUUCCUCCGGAACUGUUCGGCUGUUUCCGUCUCCACAUCGGUACCAAUCAGCUCUUUCCAUUUGCCCAGCCUCCGCCCCUCCCUGUUUGCGUUCAGGAUCGUUUGUUUUCGUCUUGCCGAGGCUUUGAAUCGAAUCUAUUCGGAAGACCUCGAAUCGCGCAUAACCAUAAUCGGAGAUAUUCGGGCGUCUUCGGACCUGGGGCUGAGGCGCCGGGGAUGCCACUGGAAUCAUCUUCCUCAUCAAUGCCACCAUCCUUCCCUUCUGUGUUGCCUUCAGUGCCAGACGAUACUGCCAGUUCCACCCCUCCUCCAAUGUCUUACAUCACUUCCCAGGAGAUGAAGUGUAUUCUUCACUGGUUUGCCAGUUGGUCAGGUCCCCAGCGGGAACGUUUUCUACAAGACCUGGUAGCUAAGGCAGUGCCUGGAAAGCUACAGCCACUGCUGGAUGGUCUGGAGCAGCUCAGCGUAUCUGGGGCAAACCGGCCACCUUGUAUCUUCGAGUGUCAACUACGUCUUUGGGACCAGUGGUUUCGAGGUUGGGCUGAGCAGGAGCGCAAUGAAUUUGUCAGACAGCUGGAGGUCAGUGAGCCAGAUUUUGUGGCAAAGUUUUACCAAGCAGUGGCUGCCACUGCUGGUAAAGACUGAUAAGGCCUUCAGAUCAAGAAGAUAACUACAUGUGCUCAAGCCAAAGGCCAUGACUCUAGUGAAGAUUCAGUGCAAGUGUGUCAUUUAAAGAUUGGCCUGAACUGCAGGGUGCACUUUUCUCCCCUGUACCAGGAGGCAGAGGCAGCCUGAUCUUCAUAUCAAGUUCCAGGCCAGAUAGUGCUACAGAGUGAGACACUGCCUUAAAAAAAUUGCUUCAGCUGGGCGUUGGUGGCGCACGCCUUUAAUCCCAGC